AUUAAACAAUUAAAAUUAACAAGAAUUAAAACAAGUGAUAUUAAUAAAUGCCACAAGUAAUUAUCAUACAAUUAAUAGAGAACAAACAAUAGUAAUUAGAAAGUGAUAAAAAGAGGUUAUAAAUAUUUGAACAAUGUUUACUAAAAAAAUAAAUAAAAAAGAAACAACAAUAUCUGUUGAUCUUGAUGAACCAUUAACAAGUAAUUCAUGCUCGAAAUUAAUAAUUGAAUCUAUGAAAUAUAUAUUAUAUCAAAAACAACAAAUACCAUUUCCAUAUGAUACAUUGUUACAACUACAAAAAACAAAUAAACCAACAAAUAAAAAUAACAAUACAAUUAAAAAUUUAUUAGCAACAAUUGAGCUUAUAACUGAUGAAUUAACAUGUCAAUUACAUACAAAUGAAUGUGAUGUUAGAGAAGUUAUUAUUGUCAUUGGUGCAACACCAGUAUCACCAAAAUUUUUGGUUAAAUUUGAACUUCCAGAUAAUAUAUUAAGUAGCAAAAAACAUAUGGAAUAUCAGCACUCAUAUAGAAAGCCUCUGUUGACAUUAAUGAGAUGUUUAAUUAAAAGUGACGAGUUUCAAGAUGCCAUGGCUCUUCCUCAAGGACCAACAAACACAUUUGUUCUUGUUCAAAAAAGUGACGCAAGUACCAAGUCAGAUUUUUUUUUACCAAAGCCACAAUAUACACCACCAAUUCAAACAUCAACUUGUAUCUCAAUUAAAAUUAAACAUAAUGAUACUAUCAAUCCAAAUUGUACAUGUAUGAAUAUUGUUAAAAUUCAUCAUGACAAUGAUGAAUCAUCUGUUGAUGAUAUUCCAAUUAAUAUCAUUCAAAUUUGCACGAAAAAACCAUACUUGUGGUACCAGUCAAAAGAAGUUGUUAAAGGAUUUAAAUAUAUUGGAUAAAUGAUUUUUUUGUUUAUUUUUUUUUUUCGAUUAACAAAUUUUUAUAGAUGAAAAUAU
Molecule: messenger RNA, 964 nt
Organism: Aphidius gifuensis
Lineage: Eukaryota; Metazoa; Arthropoda; Insecta; Hymenoptera; Braconidae
Product: MAD2L1-binding protein-like
Exons: 2
Coding region: 134-907 (257 amino acids)
Biological process (GO): regulation of exit from mitosis
Cellular component (GO): nucleus
Source: RefSeq, a predicted model, not a curated record